Molecule: messenger RNA, 828 nt
Organism: Plasmodium adleri (nom. inval.)
Lineage: Eukaryota; Apicomplexa; Aconoidasida; Haemosporida; Plasmodiidae
Product: conserved Plasmodium protein, unknown function
Exons: 1
Coding region: 1-828 (275 amino acids)
Source: RefSeq, a predicted model, not a curated record
AUGAAAAUGGAAUUAUUAAAUAUAAAAAACAAUGAUAAUAUUCCAUUGGGCUCAAUGAGAUAUACAGAUUUGCCAUAUGGUUGUGAGAGUGAAUUAUCAUCAAAUGAAGAAUCUCCAUUUUUCUCAGUAGGCGAUUUUACUAACGAAUUACAUAGCAGUUUUGAUGAUAUUUCUGACUAUAUAUUAGUAGAUGAGUCAGAUUUAAAAAGAGACAGAUCAGAGAAUACAACAGGAAGUGAAAGUAAUGUAAUGUUAGCAUCUAUGCGAGGCGAUGAUAAAAGAGGUGGUAAUGAAAAAAUAAAAAAGGAGUUGAAAAGUUUUAGUUAUUCUGAAGAAAGUAAGACAUGUAGUGAUAAUACUCAUAAUGAAGAUGGAAGUAAAAAACAAAAUUUUAGUAGAACAUUAGGAACAGAAGGAAGAAAAAGAAUGUUAAAAUUAUUAAGAAGAGCAUAUAAAUAUAAUGAUGAAUGUAAGAUAAUAAUGAAAAAUAAAAACCCACCAUUAUCAAUAAGUUUCUUACCUUAUUUUAAUUUAAAUAUGUUAUGGCAACUAGCUGAAGAUUUUGGAGUAUAUAAUGAAGCUUUGAAAAUUCAUAGGGAAUGUAUUAAAAAAAGAAAUGCAAGUGUAAAACUUAAGGCAAGUGCAAGAGCUAGUGCGAAUUAUAAUUUGCAAGAUAUUACAAAGGUAUCAAAAAACACAAAAACUGAAUAUGGAUCAGAUAUUGCAUCUAAUGCAGAUAUGAACACAGCAGAAGAUUAUGACAUGACCAAUGCAUCAGUUAAUGAAGAUGGACAAGGAAAAAGGAAAAGAAAAAAAAUUAGCUUUUAA